Molecule: messenger RNA, 1980 nt
Organism: Rotaria sp. Silwood2
Lineage: Eukaryota; Metazoa; Rotifera; Eurotatoria; Philodinida; Philodinidae
Source: the annotation of a GenBank genome assembly
GCCAAAACGAAAGUUCCUUUCUCGAGAUAUUAAAUUGUCAAAAAAUAGUCAGUUUUCACAGACAGGUCACAAAAACCGAGUUUACUUGACCAUUCAAUAUCUCGAGAAAGGAACAUUCGUUUUAGCUGAAACUUUCAAGCAAUUCUAAUGACUAUUAGACCUAUCUAUGAGCAAAUUUUCAGAUCGAAAUUCUUUAAUUCGACUUUUUUUGGAAAUCCCUUGUCGCAUGCCCAAAAUUCAGUAAAACGGUCAUAACUCUUCACCGAUAGGUCAUCGGCACGAAUAUUUUUAGGGUUUUCUUAGUCUCAUAGAGACCUACCUUGUAGCCAUAAUAUGGAGUCGAACGGCAUCCGUCCGUUGGGCACCUUCCCUCGUCAGUAGAAUAUAAGAGAUUAUCGAAUUUACUUUUAGAUUAUAUCGAAUGUGUUUUGGAAAAUUGAUUGAGAUAUUAUUGUAAAUUAAUUUGUAUUGAAAAAAUUAUUUUAAAACUUAAUAAAUUAAUUUAUGUAAAAUUUGAAUUAAAACAUUUUUUAGAAAAAUUUAUUGCUAACUAUGGAAAGUUUAGUUUGCACCGCUUAUAGUUUCUGAGUCUAUAGAAAUUUUCAUAAAGUGAAACAAUUUCUCUGUAUAAAGUACAAUCUAUUUGAAAAGCUAUUAUGACAAUUUCUAUAUAGUUGAAAUGUAAAAGACGAUGGAGUUACUGAUGUUAUAAAAGAAAGAAUUUAAGAACGUAGAUUUUUAUUUAUGAAUUCUUAUCUGCUAUUCAUGCAUGUCGAUGAUGAAAAAUUUUAAUCAACAUUGAUUUCAGCCAGUGUGAAAGAACGGCAAAGGACAGCUAUCUUAAAUAUUAAGGUAUCUAUCAUAGUGGACAGUCGUUGUUAGGCGUUGCUAAGGUGUCUACCACAUCUAUGGACUGGGGAGAGGGAGGUUGAAAUGUCUACCCCUAUAGUUUAAUACUCGUUUUAGAUUCAUAUUUCACAAAAUCUCACUUCAAAACUAUAUGAUUCAUUAUUAUGAAUUUCUAUUUACUGAUAUUUUAUGCUAGAUUAAGAAUAAAAUCUUAGAGUAUUUAUAUAAACAUCAUUUCUAGUGAUAGAAAAUCAUUGGUUAGCACUAUAAAUGAUGAAUUAGACUUCUAUUUGAAUACUCAAAACUAUUAAUUUAUUAUUGAGUAUUCUAUAUUUCAUCUAAAAAAAAAAGAUGUCACUCGUAUUGCUAUGUGGAUAGUGUUUGAUUGGUGUUUAAUAAUGCAUUACCAGUUAAUAUUUAUAGCACAACCUUGACUCAUUUUUGAAUAUUUUUUUUUCUUGCACAAUCGAUUCUAUCUGAUGGUCAGUUAGGUCUUUUAUAAUUAUAAAUUUAUUUGGAUCUUUGAUUUUUAUAUGUAUAUAUAUAUAGGCUGACGUAGCACCUACUCAAAGAACACAAGGAUGUGAUGGAAUUGACGAUGGUGCAGUAAGUGAAGAAGAUAGCAUUCAAGAAUCAAAAAUAUGGGGUCGACUUUUAUCAAUAAAUAAACAUUUUCCAUCAGUAAAUUUAAUUGAUAAUGAAUACUCAUUAGGUCGUGGUAAAAAAUGUUCAAUAGUACUUGAUUCAAAAGAACUUCAAGCAUCAAAAUAUUAUCUAACAUAUUCAUCUAUACAUUUUAAAAUUAUUCGUGAUACAGUUAAAAAUUAUGUUUAUAUUCAAGAUUUAUCAUCUAACGGUACAUAUAUAAAUGGUGAAAAAAUUGGUAAAAAUAAACGGCAUGUUCUUGAUAAUAAUGCUGAAAUAGCUUUAGCAUCAAAAGCACAUCGUGUUUAUGUUUAUGUUGAUACAAAUGCAACAGAAGAUUCAACUGUUCCAUCGAAUGUACGUGAAAAAUAUAUUGUAUCAAAAGAAAUUGGACGUGGUGCUUAUGGUGAAGUUAAAUUAUGUUUCAUUCGAGGUAAAAAAAAAAAAACUAGAAUAUAUUCAAAACUUAUUAAAGCUCUACCAUGA